Molecule: messenger RNA, 4023 nt
Organism: Diprion similis
Lineage: Eukaryota; Metazoa; Arthropoda; Insecta; Hymenoptera; Diprionidae
Gene: 5PtaseI
Exons: 11
Coding region: 707-3535 (942 amino acids)
Biological process (GO): phosphatidylinositol dephosphorylation
Molecular function (GO): inositol-polyphosphate 5-phosphatase activity
Source: RefSeq, a predicted model, not a curated record
AGUCAGUCAGUCCGUCCGUCAGUCGGUCGUUUGAUCGCUCUUAAAACGCAAGCUGAAAACCCCGCGUUACCUAAUUAAUAAUAAAAUGUCUAAUUGCAGUACGCUUUCAGAUGCCACCGAUUAUCGGUGUCCGUUGUCCCAAGGAUUAUAUCGCCACGGGGGUUGAUUCGAUCGGAGUCACCCGAUAUAAAACGAGUGUUUUUUCACAACAAUCAACGUCGUUACGACGACAGCGUCGUCCGACGAAGCGACGGGGUUGCAGCCGCGAGUCUUCUCCACCCCGAUCAUUGUUCACAGCCCCUCUUCAUUUUUCACGACAAUUAUCUUCACCGUCCUCGUUGUAGAUUAGAAAUAAACAGUGCCGUGUCAGUGCUAAAUAAUACUAAGGGCUCGUCGUGGGUGCGAGUGGCAAUUAUUUUAUUGUCACAUCUAUGUGCUUGUGAUGUGCGGAUGUUUCCUCCGAUUCGUCCGGGUGUGGAAACAACAUUAGCAGACGAAAUCUGAUUGCACAAGGUGUGCGAUAGAAAUUUGAGUGAGAAUAAGAGAAUUGAACUGAAAUUUUAACGUGCUUCAAGAAAUCGGCAAGAAGAAAACCGAGGAUAUAAUCAUCGGGGAUUUCCUUCUUCUUUAUCCCCCACUUUCACAUCGUGUCGUCAAUUCUCGGUGGACAAUAUCAUCCUAGAUCAAGUUUCCAAGAAUCGUAGAGAUGGCAGGUUAUGUUCCGGUACUACUAAUUACAGCCAACGUCGGCAGUAUAUUCGAAGAGCCUGGUGUAAUGCUCAAUGUAUGGACGGAAGAAUUUCUGGCCACAAUAGCAAGAUUAGAUCCAAAGUUCAUAGCGCUUCACUGCCAGGAAGUGGGUGGAAAAAACUACGAGCAGAGCAUGAGGCACGUCGAAUAUUUCGUUAGAUUGUUGAUGUCCUCGGAAGAAUUAAGGCUGUUUGACAAAGUGAGGGUUUUUCUUGAUGAAGAUUUUUCAUCCGCUGAACACUUCACCGCACUGGGAAAUUUCUAUUUUAUACAUGAAUCUUUGAAAGAUGUACUAUUGUGGGAUUUUAAAGAAUCAAGUUUUUCACCGGUAAGCGGAAAAGAUGUACAUUCUGGCAACAUUGAGGCCGUCACAACCAAAGAAAAGGCAAAGUUCCCUCAAGACUUUUUUCCAGAAUGUAAGUGGUCCAGAAAAGGUUUCCUGAGAACCCGAUGGAGUAUCAAUGGAACGGUUUUUGAUCUCAUAAACAUUCACUUGUUUCACGACGCCAGUAAUUUUGUGGCAAUGGAAACGUUUCCGUCGGUAUACAGUAAAACUCGAAGAAGAGCCUUGGAGCACACCCUGGAUCGAUUUCACAACGAUCAGUAUCCAAACGUUCCUUACUUCUUAUUUGGAGAUUUUAAUUUUAGGACAGACACCGCUGGUGUAAUAAAGAAACUUACAGAAGACACUCAAGAGAGCAAACUGCCGAAUAAAAAUAAUUUUUCAAAAUUACAAUUCCAUAAUAAAGACGACCAUUUGAUUCUAACCUUGGGCAAAAAAGAGUUUUCGCAUUUCGAGCACCAGGACGUGUUCAUGAAAAACAGUGGCCAAUGGCUUCGAGAGUACGACAGAGAGUUAGAAGACUUUGAAGGAAGAUUAUUAGAAUUUCCAAUUAAUUUUUUACCCAGCUAUCCGUUUGAGGAGAAUAUUGACGAGGGGAGUAAUUACAUGCAAACUAGAGUUCCGGCAUGGUGCGAUCGAGUUCUACUAAGUCCGAUUGCAAAAACACUGGCCCAAGAUGCGUCCGCAUCUGACGCAGUAGAAUACGGCAUCAUUGGUCCAACAACGUGCAUGGGUGAUCACAAGCCUGUCUACCUGAGAAUUGUUCUACUAUCGGAAGCAGGUACAGUAAACUGUUGCGAAUUGGCUAACGCUCCGCAGUAUUGCUUCAAAGUACCCGACAGCUACGUCGAUAGAUUGUCUAUGUUGCCUGAUUGUCGUAGUUACAACCUUGAUAGUAAACAAUCGCAUAUCGACAAUUCAUCGUCUAACCUUUUGCACGCUGCUACCAUUAAGCAUGAUCCGUACACGCCAGACAGCAUGGAUAGUCCUAGUCCUUGUGCACUAGUUGUUCCUGGUGAGGCGUUGCCAGACCUUGAAUCGCCUGAUGAUUACAAUAUGGAAAUUGGCUACGAUCAGUCCGCGCCUCGAUUGUCGACCGCAUCUAAGAGGCUGGAUACUGCAGUGUCGCCGGCGCUGCUAAAAUCCAAGCUUGAGCUUAUUGUACAGAGCAAAAGACAACAGCGGGAUUGUAACUUCCGAAAGAAUGUCGUCCACGUGAAGAAGAUUGAGAAAAGUCCAAGUGAUUGCGACCUGUACUACGCGUCAACUGUCGAGAAAUCUGAAAGUGAAAAACAAAGGGAAGAUGAAGAGGAUGAUAGUGAAAUUGGAGCGAGCAAGAAUUGGAGCAACAGCGACGUUUCCUGGCAGAGAUCUCAAUUGUUGACGAGGGCUUGGGUGCAGGGUAAAGAGCAUCAAGUUUACGACAAUUUUCGGUCAGAUGUUAAUAAUCGCAAAUCAUUAUCUAGCUUGAAUUUGUUGGAUCUAAAGUAUUACGAGGCAGGUACAGAUAUGGUGAUACCGAAAAUAGCUAUCAUAAAUGCUAGCAAUUUCGAGUCGAACGCAAGUUCGGUUCAUAUUAACGAUGAGAGACACAGCGCGUAUUCCGAAGCUAGGCUUAGCACCUAUUCGGAUAAUAGGACAAAAACCAUUAGCGGCGAAGCUUCUAGCUUGGAAAAAUCCGACGAGAUAUGCAGUAGGAUUUACGAUGAAAGUGAUUACGACGGAAGAACAAGAUUUUGUGAUAACGUCAAAGAGAAUUUCAACGAAAGAAAUUAUUCAAUCGAGGAUUCCAGUAUUAACAAGGAUAGGGAUAAGAAGAGAUUAAGUAAAAUAAGCAUAGAUAGCUUAACCGAUGACAUGAAACUGAAACUGGAAGUCAAUUCGUACAAAGAUACAAAAUCGAUAAGUAGAGAUAACAAUAAUAAAUACGUAUCUAAAGACAAAAAUGAUGAAACUUUUAUUAUGGAAGAAAAGUUAUCGACUGAUGAUGACUCGUCGAAAGCUAAACGGUAUGAGAAAAAUGGAGUGUCAUCCGAAGAGGAAAGACUUCUCGUUACGAAAGCGGAAAAGUAUAACGUAGAAGAAAAAAACGUGGUCGUAGAUAAUUUAGAUAGUAGCAGUAGUGGUAGUAGUACUAAAGCCAGUGUAAUACCAAACAUAUACGAAUCGCAAACAGGCAACACUGCCAAUGCGAUAAAUGAUAGUUUAAAUACGUACAGUUCGAUUAACACAGCAUUGCCUAACGAAACUGAGAACGCUUACAAAUCGGAAACCCGUAAUGAAGUACUGGCAUCGUUAAAUACAACACGAAGUAACUCGACCCAGAGUCAAGACGGUAAUAUAAAGCUAGGGUUAACAGCGCGAAAAGUCACUGAGAAAUGUAAAAAUGAUAUUGUCAGAGAGAAGGGUAAAUGCAGGAGAUGUUGCUGCGUCAUAUCCUGAAGUAUACUUUAGCAGUUAUUGCGCUAGAAUAAAGUGUAUUGAAAUUUUUAUGGCAACAAAAUUGGCCUUCUACCGAUGCUAAAUAUGAUUCGGGUCAGUUUUGUUUAGUGAAAAUGGUUACUCAAAGUCAUUCGACAAGAUAAUAUUGUGAAAGCAAAUAGUGUUCCUUUCUUAUUGCGAAGGUAAAAACGUGCCGCGUUUGUGCAAAACAGUCAUAAAAUGUUGAAAAUUUAUAUCGUCGGGCUAGUUUUAUAGCCUGGAACAAAGUUAGGAAACGUAUCGGAGAAUUUAAGACUAACUUCUUGUAGUCAACCUGCUGAUAAGACAUACGUAUAUGAAUUUGCAUACGAUAAUUGUAAUGCAUAAUUUUUGAGUGAAUCUUGAAAAACAUUGAAUUCUGUUAAACUACAGUUGAUUGUGUAAUUAUAGUUUUUCUUCAAUUAUAAUUAUAGGCCUUUUAAUUAGAAUGAUUGUUUUUGAAAGAGAAU